AAUUUAUUUCAUUCGGUAAAAAAAAAGAAACAAAAAUACAAAUUAAAAGCAUUUCAACAAAACUAAAAAAAACAUUUUAAGCAAAAAUUAACAAGAUGACGAUAUACAAUUUGUAUAUUUUCGAUAAAUAUGGUACUUUACUUUACUACGGUGAAUGGAAUCGAUUAAAAAAAUCAGGAAUUACUCGAGAAGAGGCAACUAAACUCACGUAUGGAAUGUUGUUUUCAAUAAAAUCUUUUGUAAAUAAAAUAUCUCCUCACGAUCCCAAGGAAGGAUUUUUAUUCUACAAAACAAACAAAUAUGCUUUACAUUAUUUGGAAACACCUUCAGGUUUGAAAUUUGUCCUGAAUACCGAUGUAGCUGCAAUGAAUGUUAAGGAGUUGUUACAACAAUUGUACAGUAAAAUUUGGGUUGAAUUUGUUGUUAGAGAUCCUUUAUGGUCUCCAAGUACUCCGGUUACCUCGGAUUUGUUUCAAACUAAAUUAGAUGAUUUUAUUAAAAACUCUGCAAUUUAUGGUAUAAGAAAUAUAUAGUCAAUCAUUGUUAUUGUAAAUUAAAUAAAAAAUGUUUCAUUCCGAAAUUAGC
Molecule: messenger RNA, 585 nt
Organism: Episyrphus balteatus (marmalade hoverfly)
Lineage: Eukaryota; Metazoa; Arthropoda; Insecta; Diptera; Syrphidae
Gene: Bet5
Product: trafficking protein particle complex subunit 1
Exons: 3
Coding region: 96-533 (145 amino acids)
Biological process (GO): endoplasmic reticulum to Golgi vesicle-mediated transport
Cellular component (GO): TRAPP complex
Source: RefSeq, a predicted model, not a curated record